Molecule: messenger RNA, 2553 nt
Organism: Eublepharis macularius
Lineage: Eukaryota; Metazoa; Chordata; Lepidosauria; Squamata; Eublepharidae
Gene: OCA2
Product: OCA2 melanosomal transmembrane protein
Exons: 23
Coding region: 1-2553 (850 amino acids)
Biological process (GO): transmembrane transport; melanin biosynthetic process; melanocyte differentiation
Cellular component (GO): melanosome membrane
Source: RefSeq, a predicted model, not a curated record
AUGUACUUGGACAACAAAGAUGACAGUGCAAUAUCUAGAAAAGUAGAUAUGGAGUUGACGCAGGCCUCAGUCCCUCACCAUGUGGAUUUGCUUGGAGACAUGGCAGCGGAACCAAUUUCCAACAACUUCCGUGAGCUGAAGCUGUUGAAGGAAAUGAUGGCUGUUCAGGGAGAGCCACAAAAGCCCUAUCCAAACAGUGUCUGUGAACCAGAAUGUUGCAUUACGCUGGGGAAAGAUUUUAGUCCUCUGACUUUUCAAGGGAGGUAUCAUUUUAAUUUGCCUAAAUUCUUCAGCACAAGAUCUAAAGACAGCUGUUUUACAGAGAGAACACCUCUACUGAAAGUUUCCUCUGAAGAAAAUGGGUUAAGAUACAUGGCUGUUCAUAACCCAGAUUUUACCACAGAUGAAGAUUCUUGGGAAAACAGUUCUGCUGAGUUUGAGCAAAGGUUUCAACUGGGAAGCGAAAUGACCAGCUUGUCCAGAUCUGCUUCCUCCUCAGAGAAAUGCGAAAUCUUGGACAACUUUCAUGUCAAAUUCAAUUUAUCUAAAAUGAGAUGCUGGUUAAGAUUCCUAAAAGUUUCUGGCCUUUUUAUCUUUGUAGUUAUAUGCUCUAUUUUAUUUGGCAUUCAUCCUGAAAAUGGACUGCCUUGGCAGAUGCUGGCAGUGUCACCUAUGGACAGCUACACUAUAAACUUUACCAAUGCUCAAGAUUCUGCCCUCCUAAAGGUAGAACUAGGAGGGCCAUUUGUAGCAGAUGUGGUUGACCGGCGACCAGAUGAAUAUAUUUUAGUUCAAAUUGGAAAAGUAGAAGAUUCUGGGCCUAAAAGGAGGCAUCAGCAGCAGAUCUUAUACAACUGGACCCUACCUUUAAAUUCAAAAAAAGGUGAACAGAUUAUUGUGACUAGAACAUUUGAGAUGUUAAACAGUAAAGAAACCUCCAUAAGUGUUCAAGCUUUUCUUCAGGAAGCAGAAAUUGUCCCUCUUUCCAUGAUGUAUCGAUAUCUUCAUGCAAACAUGGAGACGCAAGUAACAAUUGCAUCGGUCAUUUUAGCAGGCGUUUAUGUGCUGAUCAUAUUUGAGAUUGUUCACAGAACUUUAGCUGCGAUGCUGGGCUCCUUGGCUGCCUUAGCUACACUAGCUGUAAUUGGAGAUAAGCCAAGCCUGGUUAAAGUAGUGGAGUGGAUUGAUUAUGAAACUCUGGCAUUACUGUUUGGAAUGAUGCUUUUAGUUGCUAUCUUCUCAGAAACCGGAUUUUUUGAUUAUUGUGCUGUCAAGGCUUACUGGCUGUCUCGAGGCAAAGUGUGGGCCAUGAUUAUCAUUCUUUGUCUUAUUGCUGCAAUUCUCUCAGCCUUUUUGGACAAUGUUACCACCAUGCUCCUCUUUACUCCAGUAACCAUAAGGUUAUGUGAGGUACUUAACCUUGACCCCAGGCAUGUCCUGAUCGCAGAAGUAAUCUUCACAAACAUUGGAGGGGCUUCUACAGCUAUUGGAGACCCACCAAAUGUGAUUAUUGUUUCUAAGCAGGAGUUGAGGAAGGCGGGACUGGAUUUUGCAGCAUUUACAGGACAUAUGUUUGUGGGAAUUUGUCUUGUGCUUCUGGUUUCCUUUCCUUUCCUGCGGCUUCUCUACUGGAACAAAAAGCUUUACAACAAAGAGCCAAGUGAAAUUGUUGAACUGAAGCAUGAAAUCCAUGUGUGGAGACUGACAGCACAGCGAAUUAACCCUGCCAGCAGAGAAGAAACUGCUGUUAAAUGCCUUUUAAUGCAAAAAGUUCUUGCUCUAGAGAUGUUGCUGAGGAAAAAAUUGACAACGUUCCAUAGACAAAUAUCACAAGAAGAUAAAAACUGGGAAACAAAUAUUCAGGAACUCCAAAAAAAGCAUAGAAUAACAGACAAGACUCUUCUCAUCAAAUGCCUGACUGUGUUGGGAUUUGUUAUUCUCAUGUUCUUCCUGAAUUCAUUUGUUCCAGGAAUUCACCUGGAUCUUGGGUGGAUUGCUAUGUUUGGAGCUGUAUGGCUUCUUGUUUUAGCCAACAUCCAUGAUUUUGAGAUGAUUCUGAGUAGAGUGGAAUGGGCAACACUCCUUUUCUUUGCAGCAUUGUUUGUUUUAAUGGAGGCUUUGGCUCACCUUCACUUAAUAGAAUAUAUAGGAGAACAGACUGCAUUGUUAAUAAAGGUGGUGCCUGAGGACCAACGCUUGACAGUUGCUAUCAUUUUAGUACUCUGGGUCUCUGCUCUAGCAUCAUCUCUAAUUGACAACAUUCCAUUCACUGCUACAAUGAUUCCUGUACUUCUCAGCCUGAGUCAAGACCCUGAUGUUAACUUACCUGUGAAGCCUCUUGUCUUUUCAUUGGCCAUGGGUGCUUGUCUUGGAGGUAAUGGGACAUUGAUUGGAGCCUCUGCAAAUGUGGUCUGUGCGGGAAUUGCUGAGCAACAUGGUUAUGGCUUCUCUUUCAUGGAGUUUUUCAGGCUGGGUUUCCCAAUGAUGAUCAUGUCCUGUACCAUUGGAAUGUGCUAUCUCCUCGUUUCCCAUGUUGUGUUGGGUUGGACUUAA